This is a messenger RNA of Erinaceus europaeus (western European hedgehog), 1311 nucleotides long. RefSeq names its product family with sequence similarity 174 member A (gene FAM174A). The record is from RefSeq and is a predicted model, not a curated record. The transcript has 3 exons. Bases 189 to 767 code for a protein of 192 amino acids. Lineage: Eukaryota; Metazoa; Chordata; Mammalia; Eulipotyphla; Erinaceidae.
GAAAGCGUCGGUAGCAGCAGUGGCGGCUGAAAUGUACGAAGUUCCGGUUCUCUCCCAUCUGCCAGGGCCGCUCCUUAGCCUGGGGCUUGGUCACCCCUUCUUUGCUCUCAGCUGCUCCCAUGCUUCCGCGUAGAUCCAGGGCGGCGGGUCCGGAGGCUCCCAGGUGGUGAGAAGGCGGUCCGGGGACGAUGAAGGCCCCGCACUGCAGCUGCUGCUUCAGCCGCCUCCUCGCCUCCGCCUUCCUGCUGCUGGCAGUGCUGCCAGGAUCCCCAGGGCCCUGGCUGCGGCUGCUGCUGGCGGCGGAGGCCACGCCGGACUCCGGGCCCCCCGCCCCUGGGCCGCGCGCGCUGCCAUCCCGGCCGCCCGGCCCCACCGCCGCCCAGCUCCCGGGCCGCGUUCCUGCAGAAGCUGCGGGGCCGCGGGGCGCCGGAGGCGGCAAUGGUAGCAGCCCCCGGGCGGAACUUGGAGCGGAUCACCAAGGAGGGAAGGCGGGGGAGGAAGGCGCAGUGGGUGGUGGCCUGGCGGUGAGCCCCAAUCCUGGCGACAAGCCCAUGACCCAGCGAGCCCUGACCGUAUUGAUGGUGGUGAGCGGAGCGGUGCUGGUGUACUUCGUCGUCAGGACGGUGAGAAUGAGAAGAAGAAACCGGAAGACCCGGAGAUACGGAGUUUUGGAUACUAAUAUAGAAAACAUGGAAUUGACACCUUUAGAACAAGAUGAUGAAGAUGAAGAUAACACACUGUUUGAUGCAAAUCAUCCUCGAAGAUAAGAAUGUGCCUUUUGAUGAGAGGAUUUCAUCUUUCUACAAUGAAGAGCAGGAUUUCUAUGUUUAAGGAAUAAGAAGCCACUUUAUCAAUGGGGGGGUAAUUUAAGUUAUAUAUAUAUAUAUAUUAUGGUAAUCUUUAAUUUGUUGUUGCAAUAAGUACUGUACAUUUUCUUAUGUUUUUGUAUGUAUAGAAGUGCUCUUAAUGGGCUCAGUUCUUGGGAGUAAACUGUACUGUAAUAGAAGUAUAUUUGAAACUGCUUUAAAACAGUGUUUUCAAAUCAUUUGUUUCUUGCUUACCAUAUUACUGUCAAUUCUUUUGUGUACUAAUCAGUUAAUAUUAAUUAUUUUGCUGGUGUUGUAUUUUAAAGAACUGUAAAUCCCCAACAGCCAACUGAUGUGUAAAAAUAAUUAAAAAUUUUCUUUACCAAGAUGUUUUGCCAUUUUUAUGGGGAAGAAAAGCCAAGUUUAUUAUUUUGCACUUGAGUUUUAUAAAUAUCAAUAAAUGUCUGAGUUAUUGUAUGCAGAACAAUAAAAUGAUUUUAAAUUA